GCCGCCGCCGCGGCGGCUCCCGGGCGAGGGCUCCGCCGGCCCCCCGCCUCCCCGGGGCCGUGCGGGCGCUUCUGCGCCACGGCGCCGCCGGCUCGCUCCGCUCCGCUCCGGCGGGGGGCGGCGGCGGCGACCCCGCCAUCCACCUCGGGCCCCCCGUUCGCCGCCAGCCGCCCGCCCGACGAGGGGCGCAGGAGGCGGGCGGGGGCACAGGUGGGCAGCGCUGCCACCCCCGGGGGCCGGGGAAGCCCCCUCUGGAUCCCCUCCGCAGCUUCCCGCAGCUCCUCGCACACAGAUCCGGCUGCCGGCGGCGGUCGCUGCGCCAAGGCCGGGCCGCGGCCGGGCCGUGCGGCGGGGCCGAGACCGGCGGGGACCACGCCGGGCCUGCCCUGCCCCAGUCCCCGGGAAGGAGUUCUGUGCGACCCGAACUCGCUCCUCUCCUGUGUCCCGCCCGGGCCUGUCGCGGUGCGCGGCCUCGGGGGCGCACAGUGGCCGCUCCGCCGCCGGCGGGGCGAGGGGCGCCCGGCGCCGCUCGCCCGGUCAGCGGCGCGGACCUCGCAGCUCAGCCGCUGUGUGUUUGUACGUGUGUGUUAGUCAGCUCUCUCUGUGCACGUCUUGCGCUGCCCCCAAACUUCGGACAGGGCCCCGAACUUUGCCAUCAGUGCUGGGCUCUCCCACUCCCAAAAUGGAUGUCGGCAUCUCUUCCAGCGAUGGGCAGAGCCGUUUACCGGCCCUCGCCCCGCACGAGGGUUUGGGGGCCGUCGUUGAGGUGGGACCCAGGGACACACUGCUGUAAAGUUCCCUAGUCCAGGCUUCUCAUGGGGCUGGGUGGCGUGUUCCCAGUGUUCAGGUGUCUAGUGGGAAAAAGUUCAUCUUGAUUACAGCCAGGCCUGGAAGUCACAGCCAUGCCCUCCUGGAGAAGCGUGGGCUGCUUGGGCUUUUCUGUGAGGGUGAAUCCUGCAGCAAAGCUGUUUGCUUUGUAGUGCUCAGGGUCCCACCUGACAAGUCAGUGAUACCCAAGCAAAAAAUUUCCCUGCAGUGUAUCUGGCUGGUGUUGCCUUACGGCCAGCAAGCUGUUUCUGUGAAUACGAAGACAUAAACUUCUCAAGCCAUGUUUGGAAUGCUCCCUGUGCAACUACCAUGGUACUAAAAAAAGUUUAUGCUGUACAAAAGAGUAGAUAAAAUGCUGCUGUUGUAGCCCCUCUCCUUGCAUGCAAUACUGCCUUGAACAGUACUGAGGGAUGUGUAUGAGUAACUGCAGUGUAGCAAGGCACAAGGAAGGCUGUUUGCUCUGCCAUAGCUCGGGAUUGUUGAGCUGUGCUUCUGUCAGGGAGCAUACAUUGGUGUAUCUCACUUGUGCUUGCCAGUGGCAUCGAGCUGCACAGGAAUAAGGUCUUCCUAGGUUGUGUGGUCAUUCCAGGUUAGCAGUCUACACCAGUGAUAGUAAUACUAACGCAUUUAAGCCAUUUGCUAACUACUAGGAGGUUCUAUAUAGGCUUUGUUGUGAUAUUGCUGCUUAUAUAAACAGUGCCAGACUGUCAGAUUUCUGAAUGAAAUCUUUUUUCUAGAAAGUCAGCAGCAGUGUAAGAUUUCCAGUACUGAUUUCCAGCUGCUGAACCUUAGCUUUGACCUAAAAAAAAAACUCAGAGAGAGAGAUUUCUGCUCCUUCAGUCUUUUUGAAGAUUCCUAUUGCUGCCAGCUAGGAACAGGAUUAAGGCUACUUGCUUGUUUGUAGUUUUUGAGGGGAAAGGACAGUUCAGAUUUUCUUUUCUUUGCAGACAACUUUUCAGCCACAUUACUCAGCUUGGGUUCUGCUCAGGCUGCUCAGCUUGGAGGCCAAAGUCUUUGUGUAUCUUUUUGCCAGCUCAACCGACCUUGUUCCCUAAGAAUUACAUAAAAAUAAUAAUAAAUUUGACUAAUUUUAAAUUCUGAUUUAAGAUAGUAGAUUGUAAAGAAACUUUCUAAUUUUACUUGCAGAAAAACCUGAUCAGAGGUGUUUUAAUGACUGGAUCAAGUUUAAAUAAGCCUUUAACACCAUCAGCCUCUUCUCAGCCUCUUCUUUGGCAAAGUGACAGGCAAUGGCACAAGUUAAAAUGCAGACUACAGCAAACCUGUCUGGACCCACCAUGGCCCCUGUGGUGCUACCCCUGCCAGUUACAGCUACAAAUACACUGAGUCUGCCAUCCUCAAUGAAUGGAUCCAUUUCAGAAUCGGCUGCCAGCUGUAGCAGUCCUACUGCCAGCCUUGUGGAUCCCGUGUCUUUGAUCAACUCACCAGACUCUUUAUUUACAGCUCCUCUCCAAGAUAACAUGGCAAACCCCAAAGAGAAAACUCCAAUGUGUCUGGUAAAUGAGUUAGCCCGUUUCAAUAGAAUUCAACCCCAGUAUAAGCUUCUGAAUGAAAGAGGGCCUGCUCAUGCCAAGAUGUUCACAGUGCAGCUGACUCUUGGAGAACAGACAUGGGAAGCUGAAGGAAGCAGUAUUAAAAAGGCCCAACAUGCUGCUGCUAGCAAAGCAUUGAAUGAAACUACCCUUCCCAAGCCAACGCCUAGACCACCCAAAAACAAUGUAAACAAUAAUCCAGGCAGUAUAACACCAACUGUGGAGCUGAAUGGUCUGGCGAUGAAAAGAGGCGAGCCUGCCAUCUACAGGCCGUUAGAUCCAAAGCCAAUCCCCAAUUACAGAGCAAAUUAUAAUUUCCGGGGCAUGUACAAUCAGAGGUAUCACUGCCCAGUGCCUAAAAUUUUCUAUGUCCAGUUAACUGUUGGCAACAGUGAGUUUUUUGGUGAAGGAAAGACUCGUCAAGCUGCUAGACAUAAUGCUGCAAUGAAGGCCCUUCAAGCUCUUCAGAAUGAGCCUAUUCCAGAAAAAUUACCUCAGAAUGGAGAAACAGGAAAAGAAUCAGAAGAAGAUAAAGAUGCAAACAAAUCUGAGAUCAGUGUAGUGUUUGAAAUUGCUUUGAAGCGCAAUAUACCUGUCACUUUCGAGGUGAUUAAAGAAAGUGGACCUCCUCACAUGAAGAGCUUUGUUACACGAGUUACAGUAGGAGAAUUCACUGCAGAAGGAGAAGGCAACAGUAAGAAACUCUCAAAGAAACGUGCUGCAAUGGCUGUACUACAAGAACUUAAGAAACUUCCUCCUCUUCCUGUGAUUGAAAAGCCAAAACUUUACUUUAAAAAGCGUCCAAAAACAAUAUUGAAGACUGGACCAGAAUAUGGUCAAGGAAUGAAUCCCAUCAGUCGUUUGGCUCAGAUCCAACAGGCCAAAAAGGAGAAGGAGCCAGAGUAUGUUCUUCUUUCAGAGAGAGGAAUGCCUCGCCGUCGAGAAUUUGUUAUGCAGGUAAAAGUAGGCAAUGACAUUACUACUGGAACAGGCCCAAACAAGAAAAUAGCUAAAAGAAAUGCAGCAGAAGCGAUGUUGCUACAGCUGGGAUACAAAGCCUCUACUCCUCUUCAAGACCAGACGGAAAAGCUUGGAGAAAACAAAAGUUGGAAUGGCCAAAAUGUUGGGUUUCCUGAGCCAACAAGUAAUACACCAAAGGGAAUACUCCAUCUCUCUCCUGACGUAUAUCAAGAGAUGGAAGCAAGCCGCAACAAAUCAGCCCCUGGUACCACUGUAAGCUAUAUGUCAUCCAAAGAAAUGAGCCAGACUUCUAGCUCUUUCUUCAGCAUAUCUCCUACCACAAAUAGCACGGCCACCAUUGCCAGGGAACUUCUCAUGAAUGGAACAUCCCCAACUGCUGAAGCCAUAGGUCUCAAAGGAAUAUCUCCUGCUUCCCCCUGUUCUACAGUGCAGCCUUCAAAACAGCUGGAAUAUUUGGCAAGGAUUCAAGGCUUUCAGGUACACUACAGUGAUAGACAAAAUGGCAAAGAGUGUUUGACCUGUUUGACACUGUCUCCUGUGCAGAUGACUUUCCAAGGUAUCGGAAGCUCCAUUGAAGCCAGCCAUGACCAGGCAGCGUUAAGUGCCUUGAAACAGUUUUCAGAACAAGGACUGGAUCCAGUGGAAGGAGCUAUGAAAGUUGAGAACGGAUCACAUGAAAAACAAGUCAAGCAUCUGGGAGAGAAAGCAGACAAUAAACAGACUAACUCAGGCACCAUUGCUCAGGACUGCAAGGAUUCAAAGGCUGUCGUCUAGGAGCUUCCCAGCACCCACGGCUGCCACUGCAUCCUUAUAAACCUGUCAACACGCAAUAGGGUGUAUGUGUACAAGGAAAUGAAUGACUAAUACCAUUAUUUGAGUCUUAUGUGAAGACAACACUAUUCUAACACAAGAGAUAGUAUACAUGGUACUGUUUAUUCAACUGUGGAAAAAAAUAAAAUUGAACAUUUCCCUUAGAACUCGAGAUCAGAGCAUAACUCAAUUGCCCAGAGGCAGAAGAAGUCUGAUCGUGUUACUGGAGGUUAAAAUAACAAUGAAUUAACAAAAGGUGUUAGGAAAAAAAAAAAGGAAACUUUACAAUUGAUUAAUAUUGAGGAAAACAAGUCAGCAUUGGUUCAGUUAUACAAUUUUUUGUAGUGUAGUUUUAAGUUCAGCUUACUGUUUUUUAAAUAAUGCUUGAAUAUUUUAAAAUUAACCAAUGACAGUGCUGUGAGAAUUGUAGUUGUUGUCUUCAUAUAUAGUCAUACAGCUUAUCUUUUUAUGCAGACAUUAUGCAUUCUUCAUUCUAUAUGAAUAUGUAUGACUUUAAGAUGCACUACUCAGAGUUGUAUGCAAACAGAAGUUUAAAUCUUGACAAGUAUUUGCUUAACAUGAACAGAUGUUAGUUAUGAUCAUUUUCGAUAUACUCCAGGAAAAAAGCAAAUAUGGUAUUUGAUUUUCCUUGCCAUAAUCAAUUAAAGAGGCGUCUUGCCUCCAAGCAACAUUUUCCCCUUCGAUUCUGCUCUCUGUUGUGUGAAGCACAUCUACACCCCAUUCUGUGUGUUGUAUCAACCCACCGUUUGCAUCAACUGAGUGUUUUUAAUCUCUGCAUUCGGACCAAGAGCAAAAGGGAGGACUGCAACGUUAUCGAGCCAAGGGCGGAAACUGUUGAUGUAAAGAUCAUUCUUUUGUGAAAGGAGUGGCAGCAGAGAUAAGACCUGUGGCUGCUCUGUACCAGCAUAUUUCUUUUAAGUGUGUGGCCAAAUGCAGUAAAACCACAUCAGUUCAUGUGUACAAUGA
Messenger RNA from Motacilla alba alba, 5156 nucleotides. It is a transcript of the gene STAU2, whose product is annotated as staufen double-stranded RNA binding protein 2. Bases 2076 to 4133 code for a protein of 685 amino acids. The record is from RefSeq and is a predicted model, not a curated record. The transcript has 15 exons. NCBI's taxonomy places the organism in Eukaryota, Metazoa, Chordata, Aves, Passeriformes, Motacillidae.